Molecule: messenger RNA, 9005 nt
Organism: Plectropomus leopardus (leopard coralgrouper)
Lineage: Eukaryota; Metazoa; Chordata; Actinopteri; Perciformes; Serranidae
Product: poly [ADP-ribose] polymerase tankyrase-1
Biological process (GO): protein localization to T-tubule; protein localization to ciliary inversin compartment; regulation of cardiac muscle contraction
Cellular component (GO): cilium; T-tubule
Molecular function (GO): protein binding; NAD+ poly-ADP-ribosyltransferase activity
Source: RefSeq, a predicted model, not a curated record
AGUGGGGACUGUUGUGUUGUGAAAAUGGCGACGCCUCGUCGCUCUUCUCAGCAGCAGCAGCCAAACUCCCUGCUGUCCUCCCCGCCCCGCGGCUCCUCUCUCGCCGUCACCCCGCCUGGCUCUCCACCGGCACCCACCGACGAUGCCUCCCCGCUUUCCCGCGGAGCCGCAAUGGAUAACACGGCUGACGGUGAGGCAACCCCUGCCUCUCCCACCAGCACCUCCCCAGCUCUGGCCCUCACUGCCAGCAGCAGCAGCACUAGCAGCAGCGCUAGCUCCCCGACCACCACCGAGGGUAGCGGGACCAGCCCCGGAUCUACGCCCGACUCGGGCAGCGGUGACGCGGGCAGCAGCAGUGGCAGCAGCGGCGGCGGUGGCGGUGUAAACGGGGCGUUCAGGGAGCUGUUUGAAGCCUGUCGAAACGGGGAUGUCUCUAGGGUGAAGAAACUCGUGGAUGCGGUGAACGUAAACGCCAAAGACAUGGCAGGACGCAAAUCGACACCCCUGCAUUUCGCUGCAGGUUUUGGGCGGAAAGAUGUGGUGGACCACCUGCUUCAGACAGGGGCGAAUGUGCACGCAAGGGAUGAUGGGGGUCUGAUCCCGCUUCACAACGCCUGCUCAUUUGGUCACUCUGAGGUGGUGUCCUUGCUGCUGUGUCAGGGGGCCGACCCUAACGCUCGAGACAACUGGAACUACACACCACUCCAUGAAGCUGCCAUCAAGGGCAAGAUAGAUGUGUGUAUAGUGUUACUGCAGCAUGGAGCCGACCCCAACAUCCGCAACACCGACGGCAAGUCCGCCCUGGACCUGGCUGAACCCUCCGCCAAGGCCGUGCUCACAGGUGAAUACAAGAAGGAUGAGCUGCUGGAGGCGGCGAGGAGUGGAAACGAGGAGAAGCUAAUGGCCUUGCUCACUCCGCUCAACGUCAACUGCCAUGCGAGCGACGGCCGCAAGUCCACUCCACUUCACCUGGCUGCAGGAUACAACAGGGUGAGGAUAGUUCAGCUGUUACUACAACAUGGAGCAGAUGUUCACGCCAAGGACAAGGGUGGUCUGGUGCCUCUACAUAACGCCUGCUCUUAUGGACACUAUGAAGUUACAGAGCUGCUGCUAAAGCAUGGAGCGUGUGUGAAUGCCAUGGAUCUGUGGCAGUUCACCCCACUCCAUGAAGCAGCAUCCAAAAACAGAGUGGAGGUCUGCUCCCUGCUGCUGAGCCACGGAGCCGACCCGACCCUGCUCAACUGCCACAGCAAGAGCUCCGUGGACAUGGCGCCCACUCCCGAGCUGAAGGAGAGACUCACAUAUGAGUUCAAGGGCCACUCACUGCUCCAAGCUGCUCGCGAAGCUGACAUGGCCAAGGCUAAGAAGACCCUGGCGCUGGAGAUCAUCAACUUCAAACAUCCUCACACACAUGAGACUGCACUGCAUUGUGCAGUAGCAUCGCCGCACCCCAAGAGGAAACAGGUGACGGAGCUGCUGUUGAGGAAAGGCGCCAACGUAAAUGAGAAGAAUAAAGACUUCAUGACUCCUCUCCAUGUGGCAGCAGAGCGUGCUCAUAAUGACAUCAUGGAGGUGUUACAGAAACAUGGUGCCAAGGUGAACGCCCUGGACACGCUGGGUCAGACGGCGUUGCACCGCGCAGCGAUGGCAGGCCACCUACAGACCUGCAGGCUGUUGCUAGGAUACGGAGCAGACGCCUCGCUGGUGUCUCUGCAGGGCUUCACUGCUGCUCAAAUGGGAAAUGAAGCUGUUCAGCAAAUACUCAAUGAGAAUAUCCCGGUGAGAAACUCAGAUGUGGACUACAGACUUCUGGAAGCUGCUAAAGCCGGAGACCUGGACACUGUCAAGUCGUUGUGUACGGCUCAGAAUGUGAAUUGCAGAGAUCUGGAAGGAAGACACUCCACCCCGCUUCACUUUGCUGCCGGCUACAACAGAGUGUCAGUGGUGGAGUACCUGUUGCACCACGGGGCCGACGUGCAUGCCAAGGACAAAGGUGGUCUGGUUCCCCUCCAUAACGCCUGCUCGUAUGGUCACUACGAGGUGGCCGAGCUGCUAGUCAGACACGGAGCCUCAGUCAACGUGGCCGACUUGUGGAAGUUUACACCGCUUCAUGAAGCUGCUGCCAAGGGCAAAUACGAGAUCUGCAAGUUGCUGCUCAAGCACGGAGCAGACCCCACCAAGAAGAACCGAGACGGGAACACACCUCUCGACCUAGUGAAGGACGGGGACACUGACAUCCAAGACCUGCUGAGGGGAGAUGCUGCGCUGCUGGAUGCCGCUAAGAAAGGCUGCCUGGCCCGUGUGCAGAAGUUAUGUAGCCCCGACAACAUUAACUGUCGAGAUACACAGGGACGCAACUCGACACCUCUGCACCUUGCAGCCGGCUAUAACAACUUGGAGGUAGCUGAGUAUCUGUUGGAGCAUGGAGCCGAUGUGAAUGCGCAGGAUAAAGGAGGGCUGAUACCUUUACACAAUGCUGCUUCUUAUGGGCACGUGGACAUAGCCGCCCUGCUGAUCAAGUACAACACGUGUGUCAACGCCACAGACAAGUGGGCGUUCACUCCCCUCCACGAGGCGGCCCAGAAGGGACGGACUCAGCUCUGUGCGCUGCUAUUGGCCCAUGGAGCCGAUCCCACCAUGAAGAACCAGGAGGGACAGACGCCGCUGGACUUGGCAACGGCUGAUGACAUCAGAGCAUUGUUGAUUGACGCCAUGCCACCAGAUGCCCUGCCAAGCUGUUUAAAACCCCAGGCCACUGUGGUGAGUGCAAGUGUGGUGAGUACAGGUGCGUCGGGGGGUGUGGUCAUCUCUCCCUCUCCAUCCCCGUCCUGUCUGUCUGCAGCCAGUAGCAUAGACAACCUGACCACACCCCUUAGUGACAUCACUGUGGGUGGAGCCACUGGACCAGCAGAUGGAGCUUCUGGGUCUGACAGGAAGGAAGGAGAAAGUACAUACACUCUGCUCGACAUGACCAUCAACCAGUUCUUGAAGAGUCUAGGUCUGGAACACCUCCGAGACAUCUUUCAGCGGGAACAGAUUUCGCUGGAUGUGCUAGCAGACAUGGGUCAUGAGGAGCUGAAAGAGAUCGGCAUCAAUGCUUACGGUCACAGGCACAAACUUAUCAAGGGCAUCGAGAGGCUGCUGGGAGGCCAGCAAGGUGCAAACCCAUACCUGACGUUCCACUGCUCCAGCCAGGGCACCGUGCUCAUCGACUUGGCACCGGACGACAAGGAGUUCCAGUCUGUUGAAGAGGAACUGCAGAGCACGAUCAGAGAACACCGAGAUGGAGGCAAUGCGGGUGGAGUCUUCAGCCGGUACAACAUCAUUAAGAUUCAAAAGGUGGUGAAUAAGAAGCUACGGGAGAGAUACGCACACAGACAAAAGGAAAUAGCCGACGAAAAUCACAACCAUCACAAUGAGCGAAUGCUCUUUCAUGGUUCUCCCUUCAUCAACGCUAUCAUCCACAAGGGCUUUGAUGAGCGACAUGCUUACAUUGGUGGCAUGUUUGGUGCUGGCAUCUAUUUUGCUGAGAAUUCCUCCAAAAGCAACCAGUAUGUGUAUGGGAUUGGUGGAGGGACAGGAUGUCCCACCCACAAAGACCGCUCCUGCUACGUGUGCCACAGGCAGAUGCUGUUCUGCAGAGUGACGUUGGGUAAGUCGUUUCUUCAGUUUAGUGCGAUGAAAAUGGCCCAUGCGCCGCCUGGACACCACUCAGUCAUAGGACGACCCAGCGUCAACGGGCUGGCGUAUGCAGAGUACGUCAUCUACAGAGGGGAGCAGGCUUACCCAGAGUACUUGAUCACCUACCAGAUAGUGAAGCCGGAGAGUCUGGCCACUCCUGCUGCUCCCUCCGAGCAGAAGUCCUAAAAUGCAGUCACAGCUGGAUCUGAGGAAGACCAGACUGAAAAGGACUAAAGUCACUCUCCAAGAGGACUGGAACUGAACUUGGGUGUUUUCAAACCUCAGACCCAAAAUUAAAGUCUCCAGAGUUGAACUUUAGGUGGAUGAGGAGUGUCGACUGUGCAGUAGUCAGACGACCCUCAGAAACAGACAUGGAUGUGUCUAAAAACAAGAAGAAAAAGUGGAUGAGUUUCAGGGUGUGAGACAUGCUCAGCCCAAAGCAGCAGACAGAAAAAUCCAUCAGCUUCUUUAAUUAAUUGGGUCUAAUUCUGCAGGAGAAAAUGCAAAGGGUUUGUUCAACAUUUCUGGAAGUGUACCAGUAAGCUAUUUUUUUAAAUUUGCAGGCCUCUGGCUUCAUCCUGAAAACAAUUAAGGAAGCAAUUACAACAGGACACGGUCCAAAGCAAAACAAACAUCCCUGAUUUUGCACCUUUGCGCGCUGCUCAUGUAAUCUAUCUCCAGUUCUUAAUGUGUUGUUUUGAUUCUGUGUCCUCUUUCGGCUUUGUGCAUCAUCCACAGCAACAAAAAAACACCCUGAGGCCACUUCCAGAAACAACGAUUGCUGUGCUGAGAGAACAGAUAUCCAGUACAUUUUAUGUUACAGCCUGCCACAUUUUCACCAAUGAGGCUCAUAUAAACAGGACACACAUCUCUCUGUGUUCUCUCACAGCUUUUCUGCUGUAAACAAAGGAGAAAUUAUGAAACAAGUUUGUGCAGGGAGACGCAAAGAGAUUACAGCAGACAAAUACCCAGAAGUCAAUAAGCAGAAAACAAACAGGAGACCACAAUCCACUGCUGCAAACAUUGCCCGCUGCACACUUUCCACUGCGCUCCAUACUGGGACCAUCAUCAAUAUUCACUAAGCCAGUCAGACCAAACCAGUUCAUGUCAAACGCCAGCAAAUUCUCAAAUACAUAAAUCACCAUUUUAACAAAAAAGGCUCUCUGGUUUAUUUUGGCAGAAAGUCCAAAAUUUAAGCAAAGCUGUUGUGACAAGCAAGCAGCAACCUAAAAUACCGCUUAGUCAGGCUAACUUACCUAAACAUACUGCAGAUGUUUUUAAAGUUGCCAAGAAGACAUUCUCAAGUACAAUUAAAAACUGACUUUUUGUUACUAAAGAGAAUUUAGUUUUCCAAAUUAUUGGCAUACUGUGUUUUGUUGUCAGUAUUUAGUGGUCGUUCAAAGACCUUCCACAGUCAGACAUGGUGGUUGCUGCUUGUUUCAUCCCAUCUCAGAUAAAACUGUACAAAACUUAAAUACCAGAACCAGAAGAACCACACCAGACUGACCAGAGACCAGACUGUCACACACACUUCCUCUUCUUAACUCAAAGCUGCUCUUGGCAACUCAAACUACUACAAAUUACACAGUAAACUAGUGCACAGCACUGACAGUUUGAACUUGAUCUUGUCGGGUGAUGUCACAAAAUUACACACAACAAGCUUACGGGGCCUCAUUCAGUAUUUUUUCUUUUUUUUAUCCAGUUUAUACUUGAUAAAGGUCCAAAGAAAAGUCUCGUCAAAUUCAUGAUGUUUCUGAAACUGCAGAAUAGUUUGCACUUGUGUUUUUCCAAUGAUGAAUCCUAUUGGCAACUUAAAUAUAAAGCGUGUGUCAGUUGAUCUCUAAUUGCAAGGUAAACACACUGCCAAUCCACAUAAAAGGGCCAUGAGACUGCAGGGCAGUGUGCACACAGAUUUUUUUUUUUUAAAAUGACAUAAUUAUGUCAAAAAUGGCCAAACAAAAGUCUAAAGUGCAUGGGUGGAUGACUGAACAGGCCUACCAGUGUCAGGGGCCCCCAGCCUCCACCUGGAAAAUGUCACUUAAAUUAACACGUACUUUCCACAAAUAGACUCAAUAUAACCACAAAGAGACCCAAAAAACAAGAAGAAUAUCAAAACACUUGCAAAUAGUCCUACAACUUCUACGAAAAGGGGCAGAACAACCAUAAAAACAAAAAAUGACCACAAAGUGACCUAAGGCAACUACAAAGAUAUGCAAAAAACCUACAAAAACACCAAAACAAUUACAAAGAGCCUCAAAAUGAACAAAUGAUUUCUAAAUAGGGCAGAGCACUGCACUCCGAACAUAAACAAACACACAAAGACACUUGUGGAAGUACAUCUACAGGAAGUAACCGCCAAACAAAUACUGAAAAUAUUAAAUUAAUAUAUGAUAAAUAUAUUGUAAUUUAAAUCCUAUAAUAUUAUCAGAUAAUAUUAUUGCAGAAUUGAAGGAAACACAAUAACCAAUUAUUCUGCACCAACAUAUCAGCACACAAAUGUGCAACCUUCAGUGUGCAAGAAUAAUCCCAAAUAGCAAGAAGCUAUAAAAAGCACUGGUGAAUGUCAAAAUCGUCAUGAAACUGCAUAAGAGGGAUUUAAGAAAAAAAAGUCAUCAGAAAAGUUGCUGAAUGAGACCCAUUAUGUUUACUAACCUGACCAGUAUGCACUUGCUUUCUGCUAUUGUAAAAACUUUGUUCCAUCACCUCAUUUGGGGCGAAAAGUGACUUUUACCAACAAUGAAAUAAGUUAGUUGACCGGAAUAAAUGAGACGUUAUUUCAGUUUUAUUUUUAAUCAAUCCUGUUUUUGGCAAGUGCAGCUUUAACAUUUACAUUACAUAACAUGACCUCAUCUACACCUGUGUGCUACUCAUCAAUAUUUAUGUCUGGAGCACCUUUUGGUUUUGCUUUUUAAUGUCAGAAGGGCGCACAUUUUUUCCUGUUGCUGUUUACACAAACCUGCUGCCUUCUGUCUGUAUCCUCUCUACUUGUAACUGUUGAUGCCUCCUUGUGGUGCAACAGUAGAGUUGCUGGCUUGCAGUAUUCAGUUAGGAUUUAUUUCUACACAGUGCUAUUUAUUUGUGUUUUUCUGGGGCAUAUUCCAUUUUUGUUGUAUUCCUCACAUGAUCUUUUUUGUUUUUCAUUAUUUUAUGUCAUCUUUAUACUCCUGAAACAUUACAAAAACAAAUGUGAAAAGUGAGCCUUGUCAUUCUAUCUCAGCGAGCCAUUUAGCGGGCUGGUCACAACUAGAGAUCUGCAGGUUGAUGGAUGAUGAUUAUUGGAUGUGUUAUAAAAUUGCGAUCAGAUUUCUGUUUGUAUUAUCCAUUUGUAUUUACUAACAUGUUUGCUAAACUUCAUAACAGCAGAUUAGCCAACACCUCACUACACACUGUACACUUGAACUGUUUUUUUUUUUUUUUACAACACUGACCAUGUCUUUCUGUUUAUUAUUUAUGAUUUUCUUUUUUAAAUUACUGACACUGUACACUGCGUGGGACCAUACGUAUGUUUAGUUUUUCAAUGUCAGUUAUGUUGUUUCAAGUCAAGCAGUGUGGAAGUCUUUGAGAUGCCUUGAAAUUGUGUGGAAUUGAAAGGGAAAUGGCCUUAAAAAAUACUUGGCCUGCAAAAUGACCAUUGUAUAUCAAUUACUUAACAUGUGUUUUAUGUCAGUUUCAUUAAGAAAGCUUGUUUUUCUCACAACACAGUGAACAGAGAUCUAAAAAAAAAUCCAGCAUUCUUCAUUAAUUGAAGUAAUAGGGGUCCAAGCUGAAGAACCGCAAAAUUACAUACAUCAAAACAUCAAUUUACAAAUUCUACCACAACUCAUGCAAUGUAAUCCAAGCUCAUUUUUCUAGUCGUAUGCCAAGUACUUCCAAAACAGAUGCAUUUUUCUAAAACGUUACAAAUGUUAAAACACAUCCGCCUACAAGUGUGCCGCUUGAGCAGUUCACGCUACUCUGCUGUGCAUGAGACUGCUCGUACAUACCUGUGAUAAAUUGUAAUGUUUUAGCAUAAAUGCAUAUAUCCUGAAAGCACUGAGCAUACGAUUGGAUAAAUAGGACUUGGAAUAUACUGCACAAGUUGUGUGAGAGUUUGUGAAUAGAUGUAUUGAUAUAGGUCUAAUUGUUAAACUCGGACACCUUUUACUUCAAUUCAUUAAGUAAUCUGGAUUCCCCCUUCACCACUGGGGAAUCCAUAAUAAAGGGUUCUUCAUGAAAUGAAGGUAAUGCUGUGAGUAAAUGAUAUAUAAAUUGUCUGCAGUCCACUUGUUUGAUAGCACCAGUUCAUCCCAAUAAAAGUGAAAUAUAAUGAUAAUGUAAACUACUAAAAUAGCAGCACAUUUCAGAAAAUUACAAAGUUAUCCAUUGCAGGGAAAUUGAAAAGGAAAUGAAAUAAAACUUAAAAAAUAAAAUGAAUGAGUAGGCAGAGUAACAACUGAUGACUAAAGAAAAAAUGAGAACAACUAAUAAGCUUGAAAUUAGAUUAUAAUGGCAAAAAAAUUUCAAAGGGAAAAUUCAAGAGCCGCAGCACUGGGACUGAGUCAACACAGCAUAGGGCCCUAUGUAAGAGCGAGUCAGUAAAAGUAUGUAUUUUUAAAGACUGCAGUGUCAUUUCUGUCUGUAUGUCAUUUUACCUGCCUGGAAAACAUUUGUGAUACACAUGUAAUCAACAACUGUCCCAAUACCAAUUUAUAAAGCUCUGAUUAGAUUUUUAAACAGGUGAAUGGAAAACAAAGCAAGUUUAAAGUAGGUUUUGUGUGUAAGACCAGCACUAAUACUAAGGUUUCAGAUGAAGUGGCAGCAUCACUGUUAGCUCUCUCAGCAUAUACGGAGCAGGUGGAGUUUAUGUUGUUGACCUCAUUAAGGUCAGCAGCAGAACUGUAUGAUUUAUGAGCAGAGCCGUCGGCUUUGUUUUAAAUCAGACUGUAAAUAAACUAACUCCAGAUGGGCCUUUCAAUGGGUCUUUUAUGGACAAUUGUGAGUUUAUUUAGAGUUUAUUUUUCUUCCUUUGAAAGACUUUUCAAAGACUUUUUUUAUGUGAUAACUGAGUUGUGUUUGAGCUUGUCUGUCUCGACUAAUCCGUCUCAAGGGCCAGUCAGCCAUCUUGUUGUGAAUAGUUUGGAGGGGUGCGUGAGUGCAAGUAUGUGUGUGUUUAACCAAUCCAUGCCUCACCUUCUGACCUGCCUUCUACCAGAAGCCACCAGUUUAAUCAACACAUUUCCUCAUCAGUAAUGUUUGACCUCCUGUUGUACAGAUGGUUACAGACGUGUGAAACAGAUAAACUCCUCACUCUUGUACAGAAGAAAAUAAAAGAACGUAACAUGGUG